Messenger RNA from Nematolebias whitei (Rio pearlfish), 1420 nucleotides. It is a transcript of the gene slc25a22a, whose product is annotated as solute carrier family 25 member 22a. The transcript has 11 exons. The coding region runs from base 221 to 1159 and encodes 312 amino acids. Gene Ontology annotation, biological process: L-glutamate transmembrane transport; aspartate transmembrane transport; malate-aspartate shuttle. The record is from RefSeq and is a predicted model, not a curated record. NCBI's taxonomy places the organism in Eukaryota, Metazoa, Chordata, Actinopteri, Cyprinodontiformes, Rivulidae. Gene Ontology annotation, molecular function: L-glutamate transmembrane transporter activity; L-aspartate transmembrane transporter activity.
CCACCUUCUGGACCCAAACGCCAGGAAGCCCCGGUAGGUUGUGUGCUCGGUCUGUCAGCUGAAAGACGCAGAUUUCACUCCACAACCCCCCGGAGGACCGAGCGGAAGCGACCCUGCUCUGAUUUACUUGAACUAACAACACACAGCCAAACACACAAAACACACCUGAGUGACCAGCUGACAGACGUGUUGAACUGUGACCAGACAGGGUUUUAGAUAAAUGGCUGAUAAACAGAUCAGUUUGCCUGCCAAAUUGAUCAAUGGAGGGAUUGCCGGCCUAAUUGGAGUGACCUGUGUGUUUCCCAUUGACCUGGCCAAGACUCGCCUGCAAAACCAGCAAAAUGGAUCUCGCCUUUACACCAGCAUGUCAGAUUGCCUUAUUAAGACCAUCAGGUCAGAGGGGUAUUUCGGGAUGUAUCGAGGAGCUGCGGUGAACCUAACACUAGUCACGCCAGAGAAGGCCAUUAAAUUGGCUGCUAACGACUUCUUCAGGCAUCACCUCUCCAAGGAUGGGAAACUCACUCUGUUCAAAGAGAUGCUGGCUGGAUGUGGGGCGGGUACAUGCCAGGUUAUCGUAACAACUCCUAUGGAGAUGCUGAAAAUCCAGCUUCAGGACGCUGGACGUCUCGCUGCUCAGAGGAAGCUCAUGCCAGAGACGGUGGCAGCAGGCACCGUGGAGACCAAGUCCCCCACGGCAAUGCAGCUAACCAGACAGUUACUGAGGGAAAAGGGCAUCGCUGGGCUUUACAAGGGCCUUGGUGCCACAUUGCUCAGGGAUGUUCCUUUUUCCAUCAUCUAUUUCCCUCUUUUUGCCAAUCUGAACAAUCUGGGGAAAAAAGACGUGGAGGGCCCGGCUCCUUUCUACGUGUCGUUUGUCUCAGGCUGCGUUGCAGGAAGCACAGCAGCUGUUGCAGUCAACCCUGUUGAUGUAAUAAAGACCAGACUGCAGUCCUUGAACCGGGGGAGCACAGAAGACACGUACGCUGGAGUGACCGACUGCAUCAGGAAAAUCAUGCACAACGAGGGCCCGGCGGCCUUCCUGAAGGGAGCCUACUGUCGAGCCCUGGUCAUCGCACCGCUUUUCGGCAUUGCACAGGUGGUCUACUUCCUUGGCGCGGGCGAAUUUAUCCUCAGCUUUUUGCCUAAAAAAGGCAACUAAGGAGCGCCUUCUUUCUGCCUUCUCUCCCAUGAUGCAUCACUUCAACUACAUGAGAAUUCAUCUUACUCUGAGAGGUUUUUUUUGUUUGUUUGUUUUGGGGGUCAGUGCGUGACCAGUCAUUGUGUUUUUAUUGUUGUGUUGAAUGUUAAGAAGGGAGCCUUUGUUUGCCAAGAUGCCUGUGGUGGCACACGAGUUUCCAGUUAGCAGGCUCAACUACAGAUGCUUUCCGGAAAUGAAGCCACAAAUAUCGGUGUACAAGUA